Lates calcarifer (barramundi perch) is the source of this 4139-nucleotide messenger RNA. RefSeq names its product brain enriched myelin associated protein 1 (gene bcas1). The coding region runs from base 244 to 3345 and encodes 1033 amino acids. Lineage: Eukaryota; Metazoa; Chordata; Actinopteri; Centropomidae. The record is from RefSeq and is a predicted model, not a curated record. The transcript is spliced from 5 exons.
UCACUGGAGGAAAUCCAAUUGAUUACUUAAAAAACAGUCCCACCCAUUUUAAAGCACACAUAAAAUAGCCUGUUAACAAUAGCCUACACACACAGUUGGGCAGGAGCAGCUAGUCCAUCCCUCUUAGUGAGUGACAGACACUUUCCAUAUAUUUGUCUUGAGGAGGAUAUCACUUGCUUGACUUGCAGAGGUGUAAUAAGUUGAAUUUAAUCUGAGAGCUGUAGGUCUGAACUGUGAAAAAAUAUGGGAAACGAGAAUUCCAAGGGUUCGGAGCUGACCAAGAAUGGGACAAUUCCAGAGAAACAUGAAAAUGGAUCAGUGAAUGGCCUUUCUGCAACCAUCAUAUCUAAUGGAUUGGAGAUUGAGGUUAACAGUGAGACAACAGUCCUUCAAAAUGGCGAACCCCUCUCUCUAAACCUUUCCACAGAUUCAGUUGAGCCUGAUUUUGUGGUAGUCGAAUCUGACGCUCAACCGGCUGAGGCCCAAAUUGUUAAUGAAAUCCCUGAACCCACCAUCCAGAAGGAAGAGGUCAAGAAAAGUAAACGAGAAAAAGGUCGUCUUUUUGGCAAAAUGUUCAAAAAGAAAGCAGAGCCUCCAGCUGAUGUCGAGAGUGUUCAGGAAAAAGAGACGUCAAAAGACGAUCAAACGGAUAGUCCUGAAAAUCCUCCUGCUGUUGACCCACAGCCGGAGUUGAACUCAAGUGGAGAAGAAACUACCACCAAGAUCAUCAUUGAGCACCAAGAGGAGGCUGGACACCCACAUCAAAGAGCUGAAACAUCCACACAAACGGACAGAAAAACUGAAGCUGAUAUUUCAACACAAACUGGUGAUGAUGAUGAUACAACUGUUAAUUCUGAGGGCCCAGUGGAAGUGGUAGUCAUAACAGAGUCAACAAAAACUGAAGAAGAUUUAUUGGAUGAAUCUGCCAUUACAAUUGCUGAGGAGGCUAUUGAAGAGACUGCAAAUACAGAGCGGUCAGACAAUCAGACAGCUGAGAUCAUCAUUGAGGAAGUGGUCGUCACGGAGAACAAUGUGUAUGAGAAUAUAAUGUUCAGAGCGGAGCGGGUGGAAGUUACAGACAAUUUUGAAAUGAGCCACUGCAAUCCUGAGGAAGAGAGUAUUAAUGGACCAGAGGACAAAAUACUUGUAGAGGAAAAUAAGAGCGAAGAAACUGUGCCACUGGAGGUCUCUUCCAGCCUUCCUAAAGUGGUGGCAGAUUGUAUUGAGGCAGUUUUCGCUGCUGUUUCUGAAUCCACUGAUUACACUGCUAUAAACACGUCAGAGCCACAGCCAGAGCCACAGCCAGGAGUAGAUGAAGUAAUUACUGAGGACAAUGGUGAAGGAGCUGGAGACAUGUCAGCUGAUGUGGUGCUGAUUGAAACCACUGAACCUGAGCAUAAUGUUGUCACUCCCGAGGCUGGGGAAGAAAAUGGUGUUCCCCCCCUAGAUGAAGAGUCAGUGACAACGGUGAUGGAAACAAUCUCUGAAGCUGCUCAUGAGGAGACAGAUCCUACACCUGCAAACCACAACACAUCUGUGGAAGAACCUCCUGGCCUUCUUGAGACAGAGAUUGUAAUUAUGGAGGGAUCUGCCCAUGAAGAGGUCACCUCUGAUGAUGCUGUUGUAGUUGGUGAUGUACCAGAAAUGAGUGAUCAAGACAAACUCAGCCCUGCAACUGACAAAGAGCCAGAAACAGCUGACAAAUCAGAACCAAGUCCUGUUAUUAUCAGUGAAGAUGAUGUGAUAGCAGAGGCAGCAAUUGAUGUCCUCUCUCAAGAAUUUGAACCCAAUGCUACCACUCCUCAGGAGCCUGCAGCAGAUAAUGGCAGCCCUGUGGAAGAAGAGGUUAUCACUGUAACAGUUUUUGUGCCCCUCUCUGAGGAACAAGAAAUAAGUCUUACCAUUCCAGAGGAUCCUGUGGAAGAAACAGUUAUCCCAUUCAAAGACCAGACAGCUGAGGAGAUGAAUGAAGAGGCUAUUGAGGCUUUAUCAAAUGAACUUGAAACAGUGCCAGUAAGUCUUGAGGAGGCUACCACUAUCCAAGAAUCAUCUACUGAAGAAGUCAUCAAGGUUGUCAUUUCUGAAGAACCUCUAGAGGAAAGAGACAUGGCAGAGGGAAAAACUGAAGAAUCUGAAGAUGUUUUGGCACAAACUGAAAGCUCUGAGACAUUGGAACAAAUUCCUCUAAUCUCUGAGGAACCUGCAGAAGAAAUUCCAAGCCCUUGUGAUGAAGAUACAACCACUGAAGUAUUGGAGAGCAUAGUAGAAUCAGUUGUUGAAGCUAUUUCAGAAAAGCCUGAAGUCACUGAAAACGUAGUUGAGGAACCUGAAAAUGUGCACGAAGAUGCGCCACCAAUGGAGGCCACAGAAGAGUCUGAGCCUUGUGUUUCCGUCCAAGAGGAACUCAUGGAGGAGAAUGUUUCCCAAACUGAAACUCUUUUGGAGGAUCCUGAUAAAAAUGUUCCACCUGUGGCUGAUGUGGAAGUGUUGGAAUCAAUUGAACCAACUGAUGAAAACCCUGUUGAUUCUGAAGAGCGAGUUGAGGAGAGUGAGCCACAACCAAACUCUGAAGUGCUUAUGUUAAUCCUGAAGACAACUGAAGACAAAGUUACAGAGGAGAUACACCACAAAACAGACAAUUCUGGUGAUGUUUCAGGUGCGACUGAGGAGAACUCUGAGGUUGAAACUUUAGAUGAGCCUGUGGCAGAGUGUGUUGAGGCUGUUCUUGAGAGUACUGUAGAAGAAAUCAUUGGAGAAGAAGCUGAAUGUAACCUUGCGACUUCAGAGGAGGUAAUACCAGAGACCACUGGAGAAGAAGCUGAAUGUAACCUUGCAACCUCAGAGGAGGUAAUACCAGAAAUCAUUGGAGAAGAAGCUGUGGAAGAACCUCCUGCCCUUUUUGAGACAGAGAUUGUAAUUAUGGAGGGAUCUGCCUAUGAAGAACUCACCUCUGAUGAUGCUGUUGUAGUUGGUGAUGUACCAGAAAUGAGUGAUCAAGACAAACUCAGCCCUGCAACUGAAAAAGAGCCAGAAACAGCUGACAAAUCAGAACCAAGUCCUGUUAUUAUCAGUGAAGAUGAUGUGAUAGCAGAGGCAGCAAUUGAUGUCCUCUCUCAAGAAUUUGAACCCAAUGCUACCACUCCUCAGGAGCCUGCAGCAGAUAAUGGCAGCCCUGUGGAAGAAGAGGUUAUCACUGUAACAGUUUUUGUGCCCCUCUCUGAGGAACAAGAAAUAAGUCUUACCAUUCCAGAGGAUCCUGUGGAAGAAACAGUUAUCCCAUUCAAAGACCAGACAGCUGAGGAGAUGAAUGAAGAGGCUAUUGAGGCUUUAUCAAAUGAAGCUUGAAACAGUGCCAGUAAGUCUUGAGGAGGCUACUACUAUCCAAGAGUCAUCUACUGAAGAAGUCAUCGAGGUUGUCAUUUCUGAAGAACCUCUAGAGGAAAGUGACGUGGCAGAGGGAAAAACUGAAGAAUCUGAAGAUGUUUUGGCACAAACUGAAAGCACCGAAACAUCGGAACAAAUUCCUCUAAUCUCUGAGGAACCUGCAGAAGAAAUUCCAAGCCCUUGUGAUGAAGAUACAACCACUGAAGUAUUGGAGAGCAUAGUAGAAUCAGUUGUUGAAGCUAUUUCAGAAAAGCUUGAAGUCACUGAAAACGUAGUUGAGGAACCUGAAAAUGUGCAUGAAGAUGCGCCACCAAUGGAGGCAACAGAAGAGUCUGAGCCUUGUGUUUCCGUCCAAGAGGAACUCAUGGAGGAGAAUGUUUCCCAAACUGAAACUCUUUUGCAGGAUCCUGAUAAAGAUGUUCUACCUGCGGCUGAUGUGGAAGUGUUGGAAUCAAUUGAGCCAACUGAUGCAAACCCUGUUGAUUCUGAAGAGCGAGUUGAGGAGAGUGAGCCACAACCAAACUCUGAAGUGCUUAUGUUAAUCCUGAAGACAACUGAAGACAAAGUUACAGAGGAGAUACACCACAAAACAGACAAUUCUGGUGAUGUUUCAGGUGCGACUGAGGAAAACUCUGACGUUGAAACUUUAGAUGAGCCUGUGGCAGAGUGUGUUGAGGCCGUUCUUGAGAGUAUUGUAGAAGAAAUCAUUGGAGAAGAAGCUGAAUGUAACCAUGCGACUUCAGAGGAGGUAAUAC